Messenger RNA from Loxodonta africana (African savanna elephant), 1100 nucleotides. Its product is annotated as RNA-binding motif, single-stranded-interacting protein 3-like. The coding region runs from base 588 to 1100 and encodes 170 amino acids. The record is from RefSeq and is a predicted model, not a curated record. Lineage: Eukaryota; Metazoa; Chordata; Mammalia; Proboscidea; Elephantidae. Gene Ontology annotation, molecular function: RNA binding. The transcript has 4 exons.
UGGCCAAGGAUGCCACUCAGCAUCCUAUAAUGCAUAGGACAGGCCUUAACCAAGAAUGUUCCUGUCCAAAGUGGCAAUAAUGCUGAAGUUCAGAAACCCUCUAUUAGAGUAGUUUAAAGGGGAUCUUGAGUCCAAGGAGAGAAAGGUGGCUCAGUCUUGCAAACAAGGGGCAUUCCACAUAAAGAAACAUUUUUGGAACUGGGGAAAGAGCUAAGAUAGAUUCAUUCAUUGAUCAGUGGAAUCAGUAUUUAUAGAGUGCUGGAUAAUUAUGGUGAGGGAAACAAUAGAGAUAAACCAAAGGGGCUUAGCUAUUAAAUAUAUGUUAGGGGUAUAGUUUUGGUGCCAAGAGCGAGCCACUUUCUUUCAUUAAGGAGGGAGAUAGUGUCUUACUUUACAGGUCUAAGGAAAAUUAGAGUGUGGUCAGGGACCAACUUAGAAGCCAUAUGCUACUUACAGGAGUACAUGGUAACUUUCUGUACCAUUUAUGACUGACUUACGCUGAUCCGAAGGUAGGUCCAGAAGGGAAAAAAGCAAAUGAUAUUCUCAGAGGCAACAUCUGGUAGCAAUCUAAGUAUGUGUGUGUGCAUAUGGAAUGGAGAGGCCGAGAAGCUUGCAUUGCUUUCAAAUUGCUCUGCUGGCCUGUGAACAGGUGCUGGCUUUGUUUUUCCAGUAACAGCUUUUUCUGUUUCCAGCAGUCCUAUGCACCAGCUCCCCACCCCAUGGCUCCUCCCAGCCCCAGCACAAACAGCAGCAGCAACAACAGCAGCAGCAACAGCAGCGGGGAACAAUUGAGUAAAACCAACCUGUACAUUCGAGGUCUUCCACCAGGCACCACUGACCAGGACCUAAUCAAGCUGUGCCAACCGUAUGGAAAAAUUGUAUCUACAAAGGCAAUUCUGGACAAAAACACAAAUCAGUGCAAAGGUUAUGGUUUUGUAGAUUUUGACAGUCCCGCAGCCGCACAGAAAGCAGUAGCAUCUCUCAAGGCCAAUGGCGUGCAGGCGCAGAUGGCCAAGAAUUUGAACUCAGUGGGCUGCGCCAUGUCUUCCUCAUCAGAAUUAUGCCCGGAAGCUUUGGAUUUGUUUAAGAACUCAGAUUGA